Dibothriocephalus latus is the source of this 1269-nucleotide messenger RNA. The record is from the annotation of a GenBank genome assembly. NCBI's taxonomy places the organism in Eukaryota, Metazoa, Platyhelminthes, Cestoda, Diphyllobothriidea, Diphyllobothriidae.
AUGGAGUCUGCUGACAGGAAGUUCGAAAUGAAGAAACUUGAUAUUGCUCGGAGAGUUAACGAGCGUCUCAAUGACCUCGAGGAAGAAGCCAAACAGAAGGCCCAGUACCUAUUGACGAAAGCAAUGGAACAGAGACAGGAGGAGGAAGACGAGAUAAAACUGUUGAAUGAACAAAUAAUGAACGCUAAAAUUCAAGCUAUCCGAGAUGCGCAAGUGUUAGAGAAGAGACAAAUAGAAAAGGAAAUUCGUGAUGAAGACCAGAGACUGGAUAAUAUGAUGGAAAUGGAACGUCAAAAAGGAAUAAAAAUGCAAGAAGAAAUCGAUCGGAGGAAGCGAGAAGAGGAAAUGCUUGGUGCGUGUGAAAUUAUGCAACAAAUAAACCAAAACCAGCAAGAUCGUUUGCUUCAACUGGAGCGACUGGAACAGGAAAACGCUGAAGCCAGACGAAAGAUGGCGGCUGAUAUGCUUGAGGAGUUGGAUCGUCGAGCAAAAAAGCGUGCAGAACAGGACAGAUUACGUGAGGAACUCAACCUAUCUAAUCAGCAGAUGAUCGAAAUGCGUCUAAAGGAGAAGGAGCAGGAUCGUUUAUUCGACCUGAAAAUCUUAAAGGAGCAGCAAGACAAAGCGGCCCGCGAAGCCGCCUACGAGGCUGAACAAGAACGAAUCAGAGUGGAGAAGGAAUUGGAGAUUGCGAGACUUCGGAGUCUGCAGGAGAAGGCCAGCGAUGAGGCGGCAGAGCGUGACGCCCUUCGAGCUAAACGAGCCCAGGAGGAGACUGAACGGCAGUUUCGUCGGAAGGAAUUAGAGGCUGCGAGGAAGUUGGCUGCGGAGAAGGAGGAGAUGAACCGCGAACGGCUGACCCAGGCAGAAAACAAGAAGCGACUUCUGGCAAUGGAGGUCAGUCGCGAAAGAGCCGAGUUCGAGCGGAUUCUCAGGGCUCAGAAGGAGGCGAUCGCCAAGGAUAAAAAAGAAGCUGAGUUAAGAAAACAGAAUCAAAUUAAUUUCUGUAACGAAAUUAAACGUCAAAUCUGCGAAUCCGAACAGGAACGGAUUGCCGAACGGAAUGCAUUCUUUGAAGAAGGCGUUCGAAUGGAAGAAGAGGCCCGACUGCGUCGUUUGAGACUGGAGGAUGCCAAGAACCGGAAGAUGAACGAACUAAGGUUAGUCUUGCAAACGUUUUCAUUGUUUUCAUCCUGGUACAUAAGUUGCGGUAGCCAAAAUUAUGAGCAGACCAUAAUUAGCAUGAAAUCCAGGCCCGAUCCCGAAUAA